This is a messenger RNA of Saprolegnia parasitica CBS 223.65, 672 nucleotides long. RefSeq lists its product as hypothetical. The record is from RefSeq and is a predicted model, not a curated record. The transcript has a single exon. The coding region runs from base 20 to 586 and encodes 188 amino acids. Lineage: Eukaryota; Oomycota; Saprolegniomycetes; Saprolegniales; Saprolegniaceae.
GGUCAUUUCCAAUAUUGCCAUGUCCGUUGCAACCUACAACAGCGCCUACCCGGUGCACUUUUCGACGUCGACGAUUUCCCCGAAGAACGCGACGAGCACGCCCAUGAUGAUGCGCCACCCCAGCAGCAGCAGCAGCACCUCCAGUGCGAACGCGGUCCGCGCGGGCUUCCGCGGCAAGUGCCGCUACAAGAGCGGCCGCUGCCCCAACGAGCGCACGCUCAAGUUCAACGGCGAAGUCCACACCAUGUGCGAAGAGCACCGUAUUCGCCACAACAACAACCAGCGCAAGUCCGACAUGAAGCGCCGGGUCAAGAAGCACCCGGAGCCGGCGACGCAAUCGUUUGUCAUGCAAAAGCGUGAAGUGCAAAAGGCGUUGCCUGGCUUGCACUCGCCCAAGACACCGACGAGUCAAUGCGAAGUCCGCCUCGCGACGACGCCCGAGCGCUUUUCGCCAAUGCACGUGCCGUGCACAGACUUUGAGCUCGAGACCUCGCGGACGACAUCGACUGAAGUCGUCCUCUCGAUGGAAGAGCUUGAGAUCCUCCACUCGAUCCUUGGCCUCCACGACGAAGAGCUCGCGCUUUGAGCCACUAUCCCAUAUAAUUUAACCCCGUACGAUAGCCUCUUAUAAAAUACUACUCAAGAUUUAAUUUCAAUUUACAUGUCCACCAA